Molecule: messenger RNA, 510 nt
Organism: Humulus lupulus (European hop)
Lineage: Eukaryota; Viridiplantae; Streptophyta; Magnoliopsida; Rosales; Cannabaceae
Exons: 2
Coding region: 1-510 (169 amino acids)
Source: RefSeq, a predicted model, not a curated record
AUGGGUCUGAAAGCAAAUUUUCUAAAUGUCCAAGUCCUUGGCCAUCAUGAAUUUCUUGUGGUUGAUGGUGAUGGUGAUGGUAAGGUGAACUUGGCCACUAAAUCAUACUCCCGUUGCAUGUUCCAAACCAUUGAGAUAUCAUGUGUCCAUGCAUUUACUGCAACCAGAAAAAGGAGCGUAAGCAUCUACUCAUUGUGUUCCCCUUACUACAGAAUCGAGUCAUGGAGAGAAACUUAUAAGGAAACUAUUUACCUUGUUGGUAACGAGGAUGAAUGGGUGAUCCUUAAUCACAUCAGAGAUUUGGUAGUCGAUGUCCCUGUUGAGAAAAAUCCUGUAGGACGGCCGAAGAAGAAGAAAUUGGGUAGGCCUAAGAACAACCGCUAUCCUUUUUGUGGGGAAAAGGUCAUCAAGCCACAUAAAUGUAGCAUAUGUGGUGGUAGUAGGCACAAUAGGAAGUCAUGUUCUUCUACUGUUAUUUUCUUGGUUUUGAUCUUAAUGAAAAAAAACUAA